Anolis carolinensis (green anole) is the source of this 9468-nucleotide messenger RNA. It is a transcript of the gene rgpd4, whose product is annotated as RANBP2 like and GRIP domain containing 4. Gene Ontology annotation, biological process: NLS-bearing protein import into nucleus; protein peptidyl-prolyl isomerization; protein folding. NCBI's taxonomy places the organism in Eukaryota, Metazoa, Chordata, Lepidosauria, Squamata, Anolidae. Gene Ontology annotation, cellular component: cytoplasm; nuclear pore. The record is from RefSeq and is a predicted model, not a curated record. The transcript is spliced from 29 exons. The coding region runs from base 1 to 9129 and encodes 3042 amino acids. Gene Ontology annotation, molecular function: protein binding; peptidyl-prolyl cis-trans isomerase activity; GTPase activator activity.
AUGCCGACGCGCGUGGUGGCGUCAUCACCAUCGCUCUUCGAGAGGGGAAGCGACGAGACCGGCUCGGCUGUGCUGUGCUCCCCACCCUUCUUCGCCGCCUCCUCCUCUUUUCUGGCGGCGCCAGGGCGCUCUGUGGGGGCCGCCACCAUGAUGAGGCGGAACAGGGCCGAAGUCGACCGUUACGUGACCUCGCUGCAGGCCUCGGCGUCUUCUCCCAGAGAGAAAUCCAUGAAAGGAUUCUUUUUUGCCAAGCUCUACUAUGAAGCAAAGGAAUAUGAACUUGCUAAAAGGUACAUAUCUACCUACCUUGGUGUCCAAGAAAGAGAUCCCAAGGCACACAAAUUCUUGGGACAACUCUAUGAAGUGGAAGAUAAUGUAGAGAAAGCUGUAGGUUGUUACAAGCGUUCAGUGGAGUUGAACCCAACACAAAAAGAUCUUAUACUGAAAAUCGCAGAACUACUAUGCGAUAAUGACAUUACUGAUGGUAGAGCAAAAUAUUGGGUUGAAAGAGCAGCUAAACAGUUUCCUGGAAGUCCUUUGGUUUUCCGACUCAAGGAACGUCUCUUGGAUUCCAAAAGUGAGGAUGGGUGGAAUCAACUGUUUGAUUUGAUCCAGUCAGAACUUUAUGCCAGACCAGAUGACAUAUAUGUUAAUAUCAGAUUAGUGAAACUGUACAUGUCCAACAAAAGACUUAAAGAUGCUGUGGCACAUUGUCAGGAAGCAGAGAAGAAAAUUUCCUUGCAGUCAAGUUUGGAGUGGUGUUCAUGUGUUGUACAGACACUUAAGGAAUAUCUGGCAUCUGUGGAGGAGUCAGAAUCUGAUAAAGGUAAUUGGAGGAAGAUACAUCGUGAUCUUUUGUUGGCCUACUCCAAUCUGGUUGUCAUGACACUUUCAAGCAGAGGUGUCGAGGAAAGCAGAGAAUCCCUUGAAAGUUUUGAUCAUGCUCUUCAUUCGGUGAAGCCACACACAAAUGGAGUUGAUGAACUUUCUGUAACUUUCUUGGAGAUGAGAGGCCACUUCUAUAUGCAUGCAGGAACGUUGCUUUUGAAAAUGGCCCAGCAAAGCGAGAUGCAAUGGAGAGCUGUUUCCGAAUUGGCUGCUUUGUGUUACCUUCUAUCUUUUCAGGUUCCAAGACCGAAAUCGAAACAAAUAAAAGGAGAUCAAGCUGAACAAGAAAGGCUAGAAAUAUUAGCCUGUGACCGACUAAGCCAGUCUGGACAUAUGCUAUUAAAUCUGAGCUAUGGCAAGCCAGACUUCUUCAAGGAGGUUGUUGAAUCAUUUGCAAACAAGAGUGGCCAGUCAACUUUAUUUGAAGCAUUAUUUGGGAGUGAUUCCUCUCGAGACAGCUCGUUCCUUGGCUCUGAUGAUAUUAGGAAUGUUGGUGUACAAGGUCCAGAAUGCAUAGAAUUAACUAGAUAUGAUAUCGGUGCCAUUAGAGCUCACAGUGGUAGUCUUCAACAUUUAACAUGGCUGGGUCUGCACUGGAAUUCACUACCAACGCUAGAAGUAAUUCGCAAAUGGUUAAAACAGCUUUUCCAUCUGCCCCAAGAAACAUCAAGACUUGAGACGAAUGCUCCUGAGUCAAUUUGCAUGUUAGAUCUUGAAGUGUUUCUUCUUGGAGUGAUAUUCACCUGCCACUUGCAAUUAAAAGAGAAGUUUAAUACUCAGUACUCCUUGCAUCAACCUCGAUUCCUGCCACUGCCUAUAUACAAACAGCUUUGUACUGAGAGGCAAAGGGCCUGGUGGGAUGCUGUAUAUUCUGUAACUCACAAACGAGCUGUGCCUGGGACAGCAGCAAAAGUGAGACUUCUAGUUCAACAUGAGAUAAGUAUCCUCAGAGCUUUAGGAAAACAUGGUCUUCAACCAGCCCUGAUUGUACAUUGGGCAAAAAGCCUCCUUAAAACAGGCUGUGGUCUUAAUUCAUUCUAUGACCAAAGAGAAUACAUUGGACGAAGUAUUUAUUAUUGGAAAAAAGUUCUGCCAAUGCUGGAGACAAUCAGGAAGAAGCGGAGUAUUUCUGAACCAAUUGACCCUUUGUUCAAGCAUUUUCAUAGUGAAGACAUCCAGGUUUCUCAGGUUGACGAAUAUGAAGAAGAAGCACGUAUAGCUUUUGCUGUUUUGGAUGCCGUGGAUGGAAAAACAGAGGAUGCUACACAAGCAUUUGAAGCCAUUAAAAAUGUUGUUGCCUAUUGGAAUCUCGCUCUGAUUUAUCAGAGGAAAGCUGAAGAGAUGGAAAAUGAUGGCUUGUCACUAGAAGAACAAGAGGAAUACAGGAAUCAUCUAAAGAAGAGCAGGGACUAUCUCGUAAAAAUAAUUAAUGAAAGCUGUACAGACACUUCAGUAACUGAAAAGUUACCUGUAUCCAUAAAGACAGUUAAGGAGAUGCUGGAUUGUGUAAUGCAGGAACUUGGGGAGAGUGAAGAAGAGCCAUGUCUUCCUUUAAACAAUGAUUUGAGCCAACCAGCAGAAGCAGAAAUAAAACAUUCUACUCCAUCACCAACAAAAUAUUCUUUAUCUCCAAGUAAAGGCUACAAGUUCUCUCCCAAAACACCCCCUCGAUGGGCAGAGGACCAAAAAUCUCUUCUUCAGAUGAUCUGUCAACAAGUAGAAUCUAUUAAGAAUGAGAUGCAAGAAAUGAAGCUAAAUAAUUCAAAUACAAACAUGUCUCAUCGGUGGCCUUCUGAAAGUUAUGGAACAGAGACUAUGUCAGAUGGUUAUCAAGGAGCACAGAACUUUCAUGGAGCCCCUUUGACUGUUGCUACAACAGGUCCAUCUGUAUACUACAACUCAUCACCAGCUUAUAAUUCUCAAUAUCUUCUAAGGACUGCAGCCACCAAUGUGACCCCCACAAAGGCUCCUGUCUAUGCCAUGAAUAGGCUUACGCCUCAGCAGCAUAUCUACACAUAUCAGCAGCCAAUGCAUACUCCUCCACUGCCAAACACAUCUGCGUGUAUGUUUUCACAAGAAAUGUAUGGUACUCCACUGCGCUUUGAUUCUCCUACAACUGGGAUUUUGUCUCCCCGUGGGAAUGAAGACUAUUACAAUUACAGUGUGCCACAAACAAGCACUAACCCACCAUUACCUGAGCCAGGCUAUUUCACAAAGCCUUCAGCAGCCCCCCCUGCUUCCAAAUCUGCAGAAUCAAAAGUGAUUGAAUUUGGGAAGCCUAAUUUUGGGCAGCCGAUACCAGCCGAGGGAGCAAAAUCAUCUUCAUUGAUGGCCUCUGCUCAGUCCACUCAGCCAACUACUUUCAAGUUUAAUUCCAACUUCAAAUCUAAUGAUGGUGAUUUUACUUUUUCAUCGCCUCAGGUUGUAACACAGCCUCAUGGUACAGGCUACAGUAACAGUGACAGUCUUUUGGGGCUUUUGACAUCAGACAAACCUAUCAAAGAAGAUCGAUACACUGGGCAGAAACCACUUGCUGAAUGUUCUGCAGGGCAACGUAGCAUCUUCAGUUUUGGUGGCAAGAAUGCUUCGGCCAUUUCAUUUACAGAUAAAAUGGGUCCAAAUCAGCCCAAGCCUUCUGGGCUUGGAAAAGGGGAAGCAUUUAGUUUUCAGGAACCUGGUAGGCCCAUAUUUGGUCCUCCAAACUCAGACGUAGCAAAUAGAAGUCAUGAGACAGAUGGAAGUCUUCACGGUGGAGAGGAGGAGGAGGAUGGACCUCAUUUUGAACCUGUUGUGCCAUUACCUGACAAGAUUGAAGUGAAAACAGGCGAGGAAGAUGAAGAAGAGAUUUUUUGUAACAGAGCAAAACUCUUCCGUUUUGACACUGAAUGCAAAGAAUGGAAAGAGAGGGGUGUUGGUAACGUUAAAAUUCUGAAGCAUAAAAUCACUGGCAAGAUCCGUCUUCUAAUGAGACGGGAACAAGUACUGAAGAUUUGUGCAAAUCACUACAUCAAUCCUGACAUGACUUUGAAACCAAAUGCUGGAUCAGAAAAAUCAUUUGUAUGGCAUGCGUUGGACUAUGCAGAUGAAUUGCCCAAACCUGAACAGCUUGCCAUCAGAUUUAAAACACCAGAGGAAGCAAUGCUUUUCAAGAGCAAGUUUCAAGAAGCCCAGAAUAGUUUGAAGGGUUCUGGAACAGACAUUAGUCAACAGGCUGCACAGAGUGUUGAGUCCUCAAGAGAAAAUACUCGUUGGGAUGUAAGUGGUUCUGGUAAACCUAAUCCUGGACUCUUGAGCUCAGGAUUCCAAUUCAAGAGUGGAACCUCCACUGCUAUUGGUAACUCUCAGGUUCCUGGCCCUGAUUUAAGCAAUGCAACAAAGAACACAAACGCCAAAAGCACUUUCACAAUUACAUCAAGUGGAGCUACCCCUGCAUCCUUUUCCUUUGGUGAGGAAGUAUUGGGAACACACCCUACACAUGGAUUUGGCGAACAGUUCAUGUUAAAGAAAGAUCAGUGGGAGUGUAACACUUGCCUUGUUAGAAAUAAAAUUACUGCACAGAAUUGUGUCGCAUGCCAGACUCCAAAUCCACAGCCUGCGCUGCUUCCAGCAGAUUCCGUAUCUUUCAAACCGACUCCUGAAGUGACACAGGGUACAUUUGGACUAACUUCUACCAAAAAAGACAACCCAUGGGAAUGCAGGGUGUGUUCUAUGGGAAACGAAGCCAGCGCAUCUCACUGUAUUAACUGCAAGAAUCCUAGUGGAAUUAACACAUCCGUAUUUGCUCCUCAGCCUGGCUUCAAAUUUGGCCAAAUUGACACUUCAAAGGUCUCCCAAAGUGGGUUUGGUUCUGCCUUUAUGAAAAAGGAGGGCCAGUGGGACUGUAGUGUAUGUCUAGUACGAAAUGAAGGCUCUUCACCAACUUGUGCAGCAUGUCAGACUCCAAAUCCAUCCAGUAGUGUUCCAGUUCCACCUCCUAGUGCUCCACAGCCUGUGUUUGGAUUUAAAAACAAAUUAUCUGAAACCUCUGGAGGACCGCAGGGAACUGGCUUUAAAUGUGACAUUACAGAUAAAGGUUUUAAAUUUGGCCACCCCACAGAACAAGGAAAGUCUCCCUUCACAUUUCAGAUUCCUACUAGUACUGAAGCUAAGCCUCUAAAAGGAGGAUUUAAUUUUGCAAUGCCUGUGCCUUCAGGAGAAUUUAAAUUUGGAAUACAAGAGCCUACUAAAGAUGUUGCAAAAGAACAGAGUAAAGAAGGCGGGCCCUUGAAAGGUCUUGAAGAAGAAGCAAAGACUUUUGAGGGAAAUGCUCUAGCCAAAUCACAUGAUGCAUCUAGCAAACAACACGGUGAUUUAGUUUUUGGCCAACAUAGUAGCACUUUCACUUUUGCUGACCUUGCAAAAACUGGGGAAGGGUUUAAAUUUGGCCAUCAAGAUCCAGACUUCAAAGGCUUUUCAGGUGCUGGUGAAAAGCUGUUUUCUUCCCAAGGUGCUAAAACAUGUUCCAAGGCAAAUACGUCUACUGAUCUUGAGAAGGACGAUGAAGCAUAUAAGACAGAAGACAGUGAUGAUAUUCAUUUUGAACCUGUUGUUCAGAUGCCUGAAAAAGUGGAACUUGUCACAGGUGAAGAAGAUGAAACAGUGUUAUAUUCACAAAGAGUUAAACUUUUUAGGUUUGAUGCAGAUGUUAGCCAGUGGAAAGAGCGUGGUGUGGGCAACUUGAAAAUUCUUAAGAAUGAAGUCAAUGGCAAACUACGAAUGCUCAUGCGGCGUGAGCAGGUAUUGAAGGUUUGUGCUAACCACUGGAUCACAACUACCAUGAACUUGAAGCCCCUCUCAGGAUCAGACAAAGCAUGGAUGUGGUUAGCCAGUGACUUCUCUGAUGGGGAUGCCAAGCUGGAACAGUUAGCAGCCAAAUUCAAAACUCCAGAGCAGGCUGAGGAAUUCAAACUGAAAUUUGAAGAAUGUCAGAGACUAUUGCUGGAUAUACCACUCCAAACCCCCCACAAACUCGUAGAUACUGGGAAAACAGCAGAGCUCAUACAGAAAGCUGAAGAAAUGAAAAGUGGAUUGAAAGAUCUCAAAACUUUCCUGACAGAUGAAAAAACUAAACUUGCAGAUGAAGAGGGUAAAAACUCUACAUCUAUCACAAACACUUCAGAUUUGAUUAUAAAGCCACAUGCUGAAAGUACUGGGCCUACAUUAGAGUGGGAUAAUUAUGACUUACGUGGAGAAGCACUGGAUGAUGGGACAGAUAAUUCUAUGUUUGGAUUGCCCCGGGCUAGUAGCCCUGUGAGGAAGAAUCUGUUUAGAUUUGGAGAGUCUACUACAGGGUUUAACUUCAGUUUCAAGUCUGCACUAAGUCCUUCAAAAUCCCCUUCCAAACUGAAUCAAAGUAGGACUUCUGUAGGCACUGAUGAGGAAUCUGAUGCUACCCAAGAAGAUGAAAGAGAUGGGCAGUACUUCGAACCUGUGGUACCUUUACCUGACCUUGUGGAAGUAACAAGUGGAGAAGAGAAUGAGCAGGUUGUCUUCAGUCACCGAGCUAAACUGUAUAGGUUUGAUAAAGAGGCUAAUCAGUGGAAAGAGAGAGGUAUUGGAGACAUAAAGAUCCUACAGAACUAUGACACGAAACAAGUUCGUGUAGUCAUGAGGCGGGACCAAGUGCUAAAGCUUUGCGCCAAUCAUAGGAUAACACCAGAUAUGGGCAUCCAACAGAUGAAAGGCACAGAGCGAGCGUGGGUAUGGACAGCUUGUGACUUUGCUGAAGGUGAAAGGAAAAUGGAGCUCUUGGCUGUACGAUUUAAACUCCAGGAUGUGGCUGACUCUUUUAAGCAGAUUUUUGAAGAAGCAAGACAUGCUCAAGAAAAAGACACCCUAAUCACACCGCUCUCAUCACGUGCCAAUACCCCAAAAGAAUCUCCAUGUGGAAAGAUGGCUGUUGCAGUAUUGGAGGAAACCACCAGGGAACGGACUGAUUUAAAGCAGGAUGAGGAAACUGUUAUACAAACUGCAGAGCCGUCGGUGGUGGUGAGCCCAACUGAGACGCCAACAAAAGCCGUGGUUUCACCACCCAAGUUUGUCUUCGGCUCAGAAUCUGUGAAAAGUAUUUUUAAUAAUGGAAAAUCAAAGCCUUUCACAUUUGGGAAUACAUCAGCAACAGGCUCUCUCUUUGGCUUUAGUUUCAAUGCUCCUCCCAAGAACCAAAGUGACAGCUCAGGAUGUGAGCCAGAGAACUCACAUGACACAACGACUUGCAAGCCUGAUGAAUGUCAAGAGAGUGGUGCUGCUGGUUGGAAAUCUUCAGGUGGCAAAAGAGAUGCUGAAGGAGCUACUUCAAAAGUAGAAGCACUUCCUAACUUUUCAUUUAAAAUAUUGGAAAAAGCAGUUGAGAUUAAGAAAGUACCAGAUACAGACACAUCAGAUGAUGUGUUUAUUGUAUAUGAAGCAACACCCACUACUGAGCAAAGAGCCCUUGCAGAGUCACUUAGAUUACCUCCAACAUUCUUUUGCUACAAAAACAAACCUGGGUAUCUGAGUGAAGAUGACGAUGAUGAGGACUAUGAAACAGUUGUGAAAAGGCUUAAUGGACAGUUAUAUCCCGAAGAGCCCGAAAAGCAUGUGAAACUACAAGAAAAAGAUCAAGGAGAAAAUGAAGCAGAAAGUAAGAAUGAGUGUGUUCUCGUAUGGGAAAAGAAGCCAACUCCUGAAGAAAAAGCCAAAGCAGAGAUUCUGAAGCUUCCUCCAACCUUUCUUUGUGGUAUCAGCAGUGAUACUGAUGAAGACAAUGAGAACUUGGAAGACUUUCAAACAGAACUUAGAAAAGUUCAAGAGGCUAAAGAAGCUCAAGUAGAAGAAGUAACCAGUUCAACAGAUGACACAUGCGUCACUAAGGAAGAAGAGCUUGUUGUAGGAGUUAGUAGAAGUGAAGAACCAGCUUCCACUACAAGUAAAGCUGAAGGACCAGAUUCUACCACCAAACCUAUACACACGAUACAGGCUUUAUUAGGAACCGAUGACAAGCCUGUUGAUUUGUCAACUAAAAAGGAAAAUGAUUCCAGUUCUGUCACUUCCACAGACCAAGAAAAUAAACCUUUUUCAUUUGCCCUUGGCAACAUACCUGGCCUGUCAUUUGCUGACCUGGCUUUGAAUAAUUCUGGGGAUUUUGCUUUUGGUUCUAAAGAUAGCAACUUCAAGUGGGCAGAUACAGGAGCAACUGUAUUUGGAGUUCAGUCGGUCACUAAAGGAGAUAAUGAAGAAGAUGGAAGUGACGAAGAUGUUGUACAUAACGAUGAGAUUCACUUUGAGCCAAUAGUAUCUCUGCCAGAAGUUGAGGUGAAGUCAGGAGAAGAAGAUGAAGAAAUUAUCUUCAAAGAGAGAGCCAAACUAUACAGAUGGGACAGAGAUGUCAAUCAGUGGAAGGAACGUGGUGUUGGAGAAAUAAAGAUUCUAUUCCAUACACAGAAGAAGUGUUACAGAAUUUUAAUGAGAAGGGACCAAGUUCUCAAAGUCUGUGCAAAUCACAUUAUCACAAAAACAAUGGAUUUAAAACCCCUGAACACUUCAAAUAAUGCAAUGGUUUGGACUGCAACAGAUUAUGCUGAUGGUGAAGCUAAGAUAGAACAGCUUGCUGUCCGAUUUAAAACUCAAGAUUUGGCAGAUGCAUUCAAGAGGAGAUUUGAAGACUGUCAGCUAAACCUGUCAGGGUUGCAGGAGGGUCAUAUAUCGCUGACGACAGAGUUGUCAAAGGAAACUAACCCUGUGGUCUAUCUUGAGGUUUCUGCUGAUGAUGAGCCUUUGGGGCAUAUAACCAUAGAAUUGUUUUCAAAUAUUGUUCCUCGAACAGCUGAGAACUUCAGGGCAUUAUGCACUGGAGAAAAGGGUUUUGGAUUCCGGAACUCUGUAUUUCACAGGAUAAUUCCAGAUUUUGUCUGUCAAGGAGGUGACAUCACUCGACACGAUGGCACAGGUGGAAAAUCAAUUUAUGGCAAUUCGUUUGAGGAUGAAAACUUUGAAGUAAAACACACUGGACCUGGCUUACUGUCAAUGGCAAAUCGUGGCAGAGACACCAAUAAUUCUCAAUUCUUUAUUACCCUCAAAAAGACAGAGCAUUUGGACUUUAAACAUGUUGUAUUUGGUUUUGUAAAGGAUGGUAUGGAUAUUGUGAAAAAAAUGGAAUCCUUUGGCUCUCCUACUGGAGCAGUGUCCAAAAGGAUUACAAUUACAGACUGUGGGCAAAUAUAAAAGCAUUGCUUUAACAGGUAUGCAGAUUAGACUAUCAUUGUCCAGAAAGUUUAGACAAAAUUAUGUUCAGCUUUUAAAAUAAAAAUUGAACAUUUCUCCAUGUAUAAAUGUAAAAUUCCAGCUUAUAGCUGAGUACUUUUUUAAAAACGUGUUUCAAUUGACUAUGCAUGUUGUGAAAUAAAAGUGCAAACACUGGUAAAUUUCAGGUGUAUUUUUGUUUCCUCCUGAUUUUUGUAUUAAAUAAUUUAAAAUGAAAUUUGAAGAAUCUGAAGUUCUGUCAUUCUGGCUGUGUGUAUUUCCCAGUUUAACUGAUAAAUAAAAUCAGUAACUAGUUCAUGA